Messenger RNA from Hemibagrus wyckioides, 1537 nucleotides. It is a transcript of the gene trip13, whose product is annotated as thyroid hormone receptor interactor 13. Gene Ontology annotation, cellular component: nucleus; chromosome. The transcript is spliced from 14 exons. Gene Ontology annotation, molecular function: ATP binding; ATP hydrolysis activity. The record is from RefSeq and is a predicted model, not a curated record. Lineage: Eukaryota; Metazoa; Chordata; Actinopteri; Siluriformes; Bagridae. Gene Ontology annotation, biological process: reciprocal meiotic recombination; meiotic recombination checkpoint signaling. The coding region runs from base 61 to 1359 and encodes 432 amino acids.
CGGGUGUAUAUUUUGAGCGGGAUUAUGAUUUGCUAUGGAUACGGCUAGCUGCGCGUGAGGAUGAAUGGGGAGAAAAUGGAGGUUGGAUGGAACCACCAUCAGCAUCCCUGUGGGGACGGCAUUGCUGACCGAGUCGAAGUUCACAUUGAGGUUCAUGUCAAAUCACAGAGCACAGCGAGACGGGCCGAAGUCCGGACGCAUGUUUUGGCUCUGCUCGACCGACACAGCCUGGUUAUGGGCUUCUUCAAGUGGACAGAAUUUGAUGAUGACUUCCUGACUAAAAACGUGGAGUCUGUCGCCGUGGUGGACGUCGAAGCACAGCCUCUCGAUUUGAAGUUGAGCAGUCUGUGCAUUCACAUCUUCUCUCUCAACGACGAUGGCCCGAGCAUGCUCAACCUGGAGGAGGAGGAGGAGCUAUCUGCUGCCAAUCACUGGCUCUUGCCAGCAGCUGAGUUUCACGGGAUAUGGGAGAGCCUGGUUUAUGAGGAAGGAAUCAAAGCGCAGCUCUUGGAUUAUGUUUCGACAGCAAUCUUCUUCUCUGACAAAAACGUUGACAGCAAUCUGGUUGCCUGGAAUCGCGUCGUGUUGCUUCAUGGACCUCCAGGCACAGGAAAGACGUCACUGUGUAAAGCACUGGCGCAGAAACUCUCCAUCAGACUCUCAGGAAGAUAUUCCUACGGACAAUUCGUAGAAAUCAACAGCCACAGUUUGUUCUCAAAAUGGUUUUCAGAGAGCGGGAAACUCGUCACGAAGAUGUUUCAGAAGAUUCAAGAGCUGAUAGAUGAGAAAGAAGCCCUUGUUUUUGUUCUUAUUGAUGAGGUGGAGAGUCUAACAGCGGCGAGAAACGCCUCUCAGGCUGGAACCGAACCUUCAGAUGCCAUCCGAGUGGUCAACUCUGUCCUUACACAGCUGGACCAGAUCAAAAGACAUCCGAACGUGGUGAUCCUCACUACCUCAAACGUAACAGAGAAGAUCGACCUAGCCUUCGUGGACAGAGCGGAUAUAAAGCAGUAUAUCGGCUUGCCGAGCGCCCAAGCCAUCUUCAACAUCUACCUAUCCUGUCUGGAGGAGCUCAUGAAGCGGCAGAUCAUUUACCCCCGGCAGCAGCUCCUGAACCUCGAGGAGCUUGAUACGUUAAACUAUAUCGAGAGCGACGUGACCGAGCUCAGUCUUCACCUGCAGAAAAUCGCUGAGAAGAGUGUCGGCCUCAGUGGACGCACCUUGAGGAAAAUCCCCUUCUUGGCUCAUGCUCUUUACGCAAAGACACCUGUGAUGACGGUCGAGCGCUUUCUAAGUGCCAUGGACAAGGCUGUGGAUCAUCAGAUGAAGGAACGGGAGAAACUGGUUAACUGUGUAUGAGCGUAAGCUAGUGGUCAAAGGUUACUAAUCUGUCUCUGGUCUGUCCGUCACCGACUCUAAGUGUUAUUUACCAAACUCUGAGUUGGUUCCCUAGUUUAAGCUUUCACCGUGUUGACUUUUCUGAAGAGCACUUUAUGAGCAGGAUGUUUUAUAAACACAAUGCGGCAAGUUUUUCUUC